Molecule: messenger RNA, 5312 nt
Organism: Paramisgurnus dabryanus
Lineage: Eukaryota; Metazoa; Chordata; Actinopteri; Cypriniformes; Cobitidae
Gene: plcd4b
Product: phospholipase C, delta 4b
Biological process (GO): lipid metabolic process; intracellular signal transduction
Cellular component (GO): plasma membrane
Molecular function (GO): calcium ion binding; phosphatidylinositol-4,5-bisphosphate phospholipase C activity
Source: RefSeq, a predicted model, not a curated record
AUUAAUCAGAAUUUGGAUACUCUACUGACUUUGCAGUCAAAAACUACAAAUGUUAACUUUAUAAACAUCAUCAUCAAGUAUUGAUGUAGAAGAAGAAAAAGGAUGUAUUCAGUAAUGUGUGUGGAAAGUUAUUUGUAACAGUAGUUCUCAUUUCCUCUCAAUGUUUUAUUUGUUGCACUCAAGCAUAUAUGCUUGAUAUAUAAACAAGUACAACAAAUAGUGUGACUCUAAUAAUACUAUGUAGAUUUUUUCUGCUAAAUGCAUUGAAGACAUCAGUACUCAACAAUGUGUCUUUAAAGAAUAAAAAAAACACAACUUUUUAAAUGUAUUUUAAAUUUUUGGUAAUAAAAACGUUUUUGGUUGUGUUUAUGUGUUUCCCUUUAAUUUCCAUAUUGACUCAUUUGUAAGUUACUAUGAAAAAACAUGCUUACAUGUAAAUGUCAAUGUAAAUGUGUGUUGUGUCCGGUGAAAUCCCUUUUGAGGCAAUGUCAGAGAUAGGUGUGUAUAGUAUGGCCACAAUAAUAAUGUUUGAUUUAUAAUGGUUUCUGUAUUUCAUCUUUCUGUCCAUCACUACCAAUCUGAAAAAAUAUCUGUCUGUAUUCUAAUAAAAUAAUAUAUAAUCCAGUGGUUGUAAAUUCACAAAGACCAGAAAACAACUACCCUACUACUGCAGGGCAAAAGGAAGGUGGGUGUGACUAGGAAGGAAUGAGCCAGAGGAAGAGAGCGAGGAAGGGGGCAGGCUACAGUAUGCAUCACUCUGGUGGACUGGAAGCACAGACUGCAGAUCUGUUUUCCCAGCACUUCACACAGAGCAGAAGAAACACAUCAGAUCUCACUGUUUCUCUCUAGAGCUCUGUGUGGUCUCUUUAUUUAUCAGAUGACCUUCAGUCUGAAACAUUGAAAGCAUUGUAGAAAAUGGAGUCAUCCCAAAAUGGUUGUGAUGAGAGUCAUAAAAAUGUCCUUGAGACCAUGAAGGCAGGGAUGUUACUGCGAAAAGUCAAGUCUCGUAUGUGGAAGCGUCAGCGUCACUAUAAACUUCAGGAGGACUGCAAGACUAUCACAUAUAAAUCCAGCUGGGCAAUAAACUCUUAUUCUACCUUCUCCAUCAGUGAUGUAGAGGUGGUCCGGGACGGCCAUCAGUCAGAGACCCUGCUUAGCGUGGCAGAUGAGUUUCCCGCUGAUCGCUGCUUCACUGUGGUUUUCCGUGGACGCAAGGGAAACCUGGACCUGGUGGCUGAGUCAGCAGAAGAAGCUCAGGCCUGGAUUCAGGGCAUCCGAACCCUCAUGGAGAACAUGGAGAACAUGGAUGAGGGCACCAAACAAGACCAAUGGAUCUCAGAUUGGUUUUUAAAGGCAGACAGAAACAAAGAUGGCAGAAUGAACUUUAAGGAAGCAAAAAAACUGCUGAAAAUGAUGAACAUCGACAUGAAUGAAGAACACGCAAGCUAUCUUUUUAAGAAAGCAGAUAAAUCUCAGUCGGACACUUUGGAGAAUGAGGAGUUUGUGGAGUUUUACAAGAUGCUGACGGAAAGGAAAGAGGUGCUGGAGCUGUUUCAGGAGUAUUCCAGUGAUGGACAGAAUCUCUCCCAGUGUGAUUUGGAGGAGUUCCUCAGGGAGGAGCAGCUGGAGGGGGAGAGCAGUUACGAACAUGCACUACAGCUCAUUGAUCAGUAUGAGCCUUCAGACACAGCCAAAAUGAAUCACUGUAUGUCAAUCGAUGGAUUCUUAAAGUACCUGGCGUCUCCUGAGGGCUCCAUCUUCAAUCCAGAGCAUCAAGACAUCUUUCAAGACAUGAGCCAGCCUCUCGUCCACUAUUUCAUCAACUCCUCCCACAACACGUACCUGAUGGAAGAUCAACUAAAAGGGCCCAGCAGUGUCGAGGCCUACAUUAAGGCCCUCAUAAGAGGAUGCAGGUGUGUAGAGGUGGACUGCUGGAAUGGAUCAAAUGGAGAGCCCAUAGUUUAUCAUGGACACACAUUCACAUCUAAGAUUCUUCUUAAAGAUGUAAUAGCUGCUAUUGCACAAUAUGCCUUCAAGGUGUCUGAGUAUCCGCUCAUAAUAUCCAUAGAAAACCAUUGCAGCAUAGAGCAGCAGGAAGUAAUGGCUCGACAUUUCAGAGAGAUCCUGGGUGAUAUGUUAAUGACGACCACAGAAGAUGCCAGAGACUCCAGUGAACUUCCUUCCCCAAAGGCACUUAAAAAUAAAAUCUUGCUGAAAGGAAAGAAGAUUGAGUCGGAAAACCUCACAGGUGAAGUAAGUGAUGAGGACGAAGCUGCAGAAAUGAACAAGGACAAUGCAGCAUCAGAGAGCCCACCAACAAAUGGAAAGGAAGUGAAGCAAAAACUGUGCAAGGAGCUCUCAGACCUUGUGUUCUGUAAGAGCGUACAUUUCCAAGGCUUUGAACAUACACUUAACUCUUCCAAGCCUUACGAUAUGUCAUCAUUCUCAGAGUCUAAAGUCCGUAAAUAUUCCAAGGAAUCAGGCCCAGAUUUUGUGCUACAUAACACCAGGCAGUUGAGCAGAAUAUAUCCAAGUGGAAUUAGGACAGAUUCAUCAAAUUAUUGUCCACAGGACAUGUGGAACAUAGGGUGCCAGAUUGUGGCAUUAAACUUCCAGACAGCAGGAUUGGAAAUGGAUCUUAAUGAUGGUCUAUUCAGUCAGAAUAGCCACUGCGGCUAUGUCCUAAAACCUGAGAUCCUGCGCAACAGAGAGAAAUGCUUUGAUCCAGAUAACCCGCUUGAACGGGACAAUUAUCACCCUUUACAGUUUUAUAUUAAAGUUAUUAGUGCCCAACAGCUCCCUAAAUUAAGUAAAAAAGAUUGGUGCAUUGUAGACCCUUUUGUACGGGUGGAAAUUUAUGGCGUUCCUUUGGACCAAACCAAACAGGAGACCAAAUACAUUGAGAACAAUGGAUUUAAUCCAUGUUGGAACGAAACUCUGCAGUUCACAAUCCACACCCCUGAGCUGGCACUGGUUCGUUUUGUAGUUGAAGACUAUGAUAAAGCAUCAAGGAAUGAUUUCAUAGGACAAUACACUCUUCCUUUCACCUCUAUUCAACCAGGGUAUCGUCAUGUGCAUCUGCUGUCAAAAGACGGAACGAGUCUUUCUCCAUCUUCCCUGUUUGUUCAUAUUACAAUCACAGAGCUUCAAACUACAGGAGUUUGACCUAAAUACUGUAACAAGUCAAGACAAUCCCAACAGCAAACCAGUCUGUAGUCGUAGUUUUAGUACAGGAAAAAUUGGCUGUAAAUUAUAUAAAGAAAGAAACGAAAAGAAAAGUCUUUCAAACAUGCACUAAAAAGGAAAGCAGUUUAGUCAGUAUAGUAUUUGCUUGGUUUUAAAGGUGGGGUGCAUGAUUUUUGAGAAAUGCAAAAAAUUCGGGCCGAGUACCAAAUCACACUUGUAGCCAAUCAGCAGUAAGGGGCGUGUCUACUAACCGACAUUGUUGCCUGGGUUGCAGAUGUGAGGGGCGGGUCUAUCAAAAGAAGGUCCAGAUUCUAUUGGGGUGGGGGUGUGUUUGUUUAGGUGAUUUCAAAUGUCAAUAUUAGGUGUGUUCGACAUCGGCUGGAUGUAACCGAUCGACGAGAUUAGGAGCUAAAAACGGAGACGUGAAGUCGGACACGCUGUGGUUCCCGUAGUUUGCUGCAUUUACAUCAGGCUUCGCUGAUUACAUGGCGUUUGAUUGCUUUAUCGCAGUAAACAGGAUUUUUAAGAUGUAAACAACAUAAAACGUGAAUUAUACUGUUUUGAAUGGGACAGAAGAGGCUGUUUUUACAAGAAUAAAGUUCAAACUACAUUUUUUAUCCAUUUUAUUUUGAUGAAGAUGACACAAUAUAACAUCGCAGCUACAUCAAAAGCACACGAAACACACGUGAUUGUUGUCAUGCAGUGAAUCCGACCAAUCGUGAUACAGCCUGUGCAGCUCCUCUUGGCGAACUGCGCUGGCUAACUCAAUCGGCUGAUCUCAAAUCGCUCUCGCGGUUCUUUAAAACCAUAUGACACAGUCAUGUGCCUUCAGCGCCAGCUCAAGUCGGACAAAAUUACUUCAAGUCAGCCGCCGAACGGUCUGCGCAGCACCGCAUAAAGUCGAACACACCUAAUGGCUUUCAGAGAUUGUGCACCCCACCUUUAAUAGUGCCUUCUGUAAUCAUUCAUAAAAUGCUAAUUGUAACUAUAUAAAUGUAUAAUUUAUGCAAUAUAUAAAGUUUAUUAUUUUAUUAUAUAGAUACGGAAAAACUUGAAGAAAAAUCGAUUUAGUUUUUAUUAAAUGUUAUCAACAGUAGUCAGGGUAGAAAGUGGUUUAAAGGGGUAAUUCACCCAAAAAUAAAAAUUCUGUCAUUUCAUCACCCUCAUGUUGUUCUAAACCUGUGUGAGAUUAUUAAUUCUGUUGAACACAAAGAUAUUUUGAUAAAUGAUGGCAUUGACUUCAGUAAUAUUUGUUUUUCCUACUAUGGAGGUAAAUGGGUAAAGUCAACUGCAUAGUUAUCACCAUUUAUGAAAAUAGCUUUGUCUUCAACAGAAUUAUUCAAUAAUAUUUUAAUAAAUGAUGGUAAGCACACAGAUGACUAGUGUUGGGGAACGUUACUUUUAAAAGUAAUGCAUUACAAUAUUAAGUUACUCCCCAAAAAAGUAACUAAUUGCAUUACUUAGUUACUUUUCAUGGAGAGUAAUGCUUACGUUACUUUUAAGUUACUUUUUCUUACUUUUUUAUUAUCAGGCUUGAUCUCUUUCAGGCCUUGCAUGUGUCUUUUAUGAAGUUUUGCAUUCAGAAAUUGCAUAUUUUCAUCACAAAAAUGUCAAGCUCUGGCCUGCCAUUUCCAUUUCUGACUCAAACUGUUCCCGCUAAGGUGCACAUAGAUUGCGUAAUUCUGCGUGACUAUGAUUAAUUUAAUUCAGAACAUUCUUUUUUAUCGAAUUAAUUAAACUGAAAAGAAACUCACAUUACUUUUUUUAAAAAGUAACUUAAAUUAAUGUGUACAUUUAUAAAGUAACGCGUUACUUUACUCGUUACUUCAGAAAAGUAAUAUUAUUACGUAAUGCACAUUACUUGUAAUGUGUUACCCCCAACACUGCAGAUGACAGUACCUAUUGACUUCUAUAGUAUUUGUUUUUCCUACUAUGGAAGUCAAUGGGUACCAUUAACUGUGCAGCUAUGAUAGUUUAUCAAAAUAUCUUUUGUGUUCAACAGAAAAAAACUCAAAUAGGUUUAAAACAACAUUAGAGUCAGUAAAUUAUGACAGAAUUUUCAUUUUUGGGUGAACCGUCCUUUUAAGGUAAUGCAUAAUCUGAAUUAAUAUAAAUUAAGCAUGGUA